Molecule: messenger RNA, 1836 nt
Organism: Tupaia belangeri chinensis (Chinese tree shrew)
Lineage: Eukaryota; Metazoa; Chordata; Mammalia; Scandentia; Tupaiidae
Gene: BBOF1
Product: basal body orientation factor 1
Exons: 12
Coding region: 117-1706 (529 amino acids)
Source: RefSeq, a predicted model, not a curated record
CGGCAACGGCGAGGCGGAACGUUUCUCGCUCCGCGUGCUGGUUUCCUUAGAGACGGAGGCGGGCCGGGCGGCUGAGGCCAGGCGGCCACCGCAGCCCGGCCCCUGGAGAAGCCAAGAUGCCGUGGAAGGGAAAAGACAAAAGGAAAAGCAAGAGUAAAGGCAAAGUGAAGAAGAAGACAAUAAAAACAGAGGAAUCGGUGGUGGACAGAGCCAAGGCUAAUGCCUCCCUUUGGGAGGCCAGGUUGGAAGUCACAGAACUCUCUAGGAUUGAGUAUCGUGAUACUUCUCGGAGACUGGCAAAAAGUAAUGAAGAAUUAAAGAAACAGCAGUUUAAAAUGGAGAAAGACACAAUGUCUGUAUUAAGCUACCUGAAGAAGCAGGAUCAGGAGAAAGAUAAUUUGAUUGAAAAACUCAAACAGCAGUUGACUGAAACAAAGGAAAAGGCUCAAGAGGAGAAGGAAAAAUUGGAACAAAAAUAUACUGUGCAAAUAAAUGAGCUGGAAGGACACUUCCAUCAAAAAGCGAAAGAAAUCGGCAUGAUUCAGACUGAGCUGAAAACAAUAAAACAAUUCCAGAAGAGAAAAAUUCAGGUGGAGAAAGAAUUAGAUGAUCUGAAGGAGAAUUUAAGGAACACUGAGCGGAAACAUCAGGAAACUCUUAGAAGAUUGGAAAGCAGGUUUUUUGAAGAAAAGCAUCGACUGGAAAAAGAAGCUGAAAAGAAGAUAAUUAUGCUGGCAGAUAGAGCCCACCAUGAAGCCAUUGCGCAAUUGAAUGUUGCUGGAAGAAAUGUUUUUAAAGAGAAUGUUUAUCUCCAGAAAGCUCUGGCAUACCACCUGAAGGAAGCUGACACUCUCCAGAAGACCUCCCAGAAGUUGCAAGAAAAUCAUAAUUUCCUUCUACAUCAAAAGGAGGUCAAUGAUCUGCUGGUUAGGGAAAAGAUUAUGCAACUUACUCAGCAAAGAUCACAGAUACAGAGUCUUCAGAAGAAGGUGCUGAGCUUGGAGGCUGCUCUGAGUAUUAUGACCAAAGAGUUUGAGACUGAAGUUUUAAAACUGCAGCAACAAGCAGUGACAGAGAACCAGGCGGGUCAGGUAGAAAUUGACAAGCUGCAGCAACUUCUUCAGAUGAAGGACAGGGAAAUGAACCGGGUGAAGAAGCUGGCCAAGAACAUACUGGAUGAGAGAACUGAAGUGGAAGGGUUCUUUUUAGAUGCUCUACACCAAGUGAAGCAACAAAUACUAUUUAGCAGGAAGCAUUAUAAGCAGAUAGCACAGACUGCUUUCAACUUAAAAAUGAGAGCGGCAUGUGCAGGAAGAACAGAAUAUCCCAAAAUCAGAACAUUUGAUGGCAGAGAACACAGCACCAAUAGCGUGAAUCAGGACCUCAUGGAGGCUGAGAAAUGGACAAAUAUUAAAGGAAAUGUGGAUAUUGGAGAGUUGACCUGGGAGCAGAAGGAGAAAGUCUUGAGACUGCUCUUUGCAAAAAUGAAUGGCUAUGCUCCAAGGAAAUACAGCCAGAAUUCUAGGCCUCCAGUCCCAGAAUAUAUUGUUUCUGAUGGUGGCGAAACACAGGAAUUGGGGGAUGAAAGCAAGCCUCAAGAUCAAGUCUUCAUCACCCAGCAAAUUCCAGUAUCAGAGCCUUCUGAAGAAAAGGUGCUUCCCAAUAUUCCAAAAGGAUCACAAGAGUCUGACAUGGGGACCUUCUGAGAAGCACGCUGAACAUAUGACUCCACAGCAUUUGCUGGCAAUCCCUUCCUUGUAGAAUCCUUGCUCCUGAAUAUGUUCAAGAAAGUUUCUUAAAGGAAGAAAAAAUUAUUUUACUUGAAAGUUACCUGUU